Messenger RNA from Penicillium macrosclerotiorum, 2082 nucleotides. Its product is annotated as sodium:solute symporter family protein. Gene Ontology annotation, molecular function: urea transmembrane transporter activity. NCBI's taxonomy places the organism in Eukaryota, Fungi, Ascomycota, Eurotiomycetes, Eurotiales, Aspergillaceae. Gene Ontology annotation, cellular component: plasma membrane. The transcript is spliced from 3 exons. Gene Ontology annotation, biological process: urea transmembrane transport. The record is from RefSeq and is a predicted model, not a curated record. Bases 1 to 2082 code for a protein of 693 amino acids.
AUGGGCGAGCUCCAAGUGCUCCCCGCUGGCGCCGGCUACGGCAUUGUCAUCGGCAUCGGGGGCCUCUUCGCCCUAUUCAUGCUCAGCUUAACCUGGCUACAGAAUCGAUACACCCGGUUCUCAACCCACCAAGCCGAGGAAUUCAACACAGCCUCUCGCUCGGUCAAGCCGGGACUCAUUAGCGCCGGCAUCGUCUCGUCCUGGACCUGGUCCGCGACGCUGUUGACCAGCUCCACAUUCGCGUACCGCUACGGUGUCUGCGGGCCGAUGUGGUAUGCGGCGAUGGGCACCCUCCAGAUCCUGCUCUUCGGCCUGAUUGCUAUCAAGAUCAAGACUCACGCGCCUGGCGCGCACACCAUGCCGGAGAUCGUGCUCCAGCGCCACGGCCGCGCCGCCCACCUGACGUACCUGUACUAUGGGUUGGCGACAAAUCUACUCGUCGGUGCGUGCCUCGUACUGGGCGGAGCGCAGGUUUUCGGCGCGCUCACGGGGAUGAACGUGUACGCAGCAACGUUUUUGAUCCCGGCAGUCGUGUCGGUGUACGUGAUUGCGGGUGGGCUGCGGGCGACGUUCAUCGCGGACUACACACACACAGUGAUUCUGUUCGUGGCAAUUCUCGUGUUCGGGUUCUUGAUUAUGGCGACGAGCGACGCUGUGGGCAGCCCCGGGAAGUUGUACGAGCUGUUGCUGGAGGCGUCGAGAACGAUGCCAAUUGAACGCAACACGGACGGGUCGUACUUGGCGUUUCGGUCUGUUGGAGGAUUGAUCUUCGCUUGUGAUUUGUUUGUAGCUGGGUUCACGACUGUUUGGUUGGAUCAGGCCUAUUGGCAGCGUGCAAUUGCGUCGAAGCCGGAGACGUCAGUGAAGGCGUACAUCUUGGGAGGCAUUGCGUGGUAUGGAAUCCCGUUUGGCUUUGCCACGGCCAUGGGCCUUGGAUGCGCUGCACUGGCAAGCGAUCCACGGUUUCCGACCUAUCCUAGCCCUCUGUCCGAUGCGCAGGUCGAGGCAGGCCUGUCCGCCCCAGCGACAGCAAUUGCAUUGCUGGGGAAAGGAGGCGCGGUGCUGAUGUUGAUAUUGCUCUUCAUGGCCGUGACCAGCUCAACGUCUGCGGAGUUGAUUGCCGUGUCUUCUCUAUUGACAUUUGACGCGUACAAAACAUACUACCGACCCCAGACAGACUCGACGGCCUUGGUACGGCUCAGCCACUGGGCAAUCACGGUGUAUGCCAUCGUCUUAGCAGCGUUCUGCUGUAUCCUCAACGCUGUUGGUAUCAGCCUGACUUGGGUUCUAACAGUCUUGGGAGUAAUUGUGGGCGGCGCUGCUCUCCCUGUCGGCCUGAUUCUGCUGUGGGAGCCCAUGUCGACGGUGGCUGCCAUCGGAGCUCCCUGGAUUGGAUUCCUUUGUGGAAUGGUGGUUUGGUUGGUGACGGCCUGGAAGCGCAAUGGAACGAUAAGUGUUGUGUCUACGGGGGACACGACCAAUGCCUUGGCGGGAAAUCUCGCAUCCUUUGGAACGGGCCUGAUCAUGGCGGUGGUGUUGACGCUUUUGUUUCCAGCGAAGUAUAGAUCGCGGCAGGCACCCGCUCUUAUGGGUGUGAACCCCGGAGUGGCCCAAGCAUCAGCCGCAGACGAGUCUAAAUCUCCAACAGAUACAGAAAAGGAUGGACAGGACGGGCGCACUACAGAGUCGACAUCUGAUGCAGGGAUAGCAAACUCGCUGGCCCCAAAUGAGCCGAUCGGCUAUGUUGAAGCCAACAACAUUGAGCCCGUAGAUCCUGUUCUCGCCCAGAAAGGUACCCGCAUUGCCUGGAUCGCAAACGCGAUCUUCUUCCUUGGGGCCAUUAUUUUGGUCCCGUUCACCCUAUUUGGUACGGGCUAUAUCUUCAACCAGGCCUUUUUCACCGGGUGGGUGGUGGUGUCAAUGAUUUGGAUCUGGAUGAGCGUGGUAAUUUGUGUUGUAUACCCCGUGGUGGAGAGUACGGGGGCCUUGCGGAGCCUUUGGGGCGGCCUGUGGGUCGAUUUGAAGGCUGUGCUGGGGCAUCGAAAGCAGAAAGCGGCGGGCGAUCAUCGUGUGCUAGCCUGA